Molecule: messenger RNA, 598 nt
Organism: Nylanderia fulva
Lineage: Eukaryota; Metazoa; Arthropoda; Insecta; Hymenoptera; Formicidae
Source: RefSeq, a predicted model, not a curated record
CGCGGAGGGACGAGCCAGACGAGGGCGUCCGCGUCGCGAGGAUGUCCAGAGGGAGAGAUAGAGAAAGGGAGAACGAGGAGUUCCAAGGGCGUACGUCGGCCAGUUACGAGUCGGGGGACGCGAGCGACGCUUGCAGGCGUCGCCCUGGGCGCCGGUCUCCGAGAACAGAUGGAACCGAGCCGCGUACCCCGGGGUCCCGGUCCGCGCCUCGUCUUCCUCUUCGCCACCCUCGUGUUGACCUUCGCAGCGACGGGGCUUCUAUGCGGUGCAAUAAUGUCAGAUCAUUGGGAAGAGAUCGGCUGGGACAAAGAAAUCCUAAUUCACACAAACGUCAAUCUCACGUGGUAUCUGGACGGUCAGGUGGCAAUGCUAAAGUCUUCCGUUUAUCAUCGAACUAAUCGUAUUACCAAAAGUUCGUCCUUUUUGGUCCCCAUGCACGGCGGAAUUUGGAUUAUGUGUGUUACAUUGUCAGUCUACGGAAAAGACGAGAAUCUCACGGUCACGCGAUCGUAUGGAUGUGCUGUUCAAACUGUGUGAUUCGGCGGUUCGAUAUCUCCGGCCAGAGUCAAGGUAGCAUCUAAAUAUAGUCACGUAUAUG